AUGGAUGCCCGAUUUUCGGAACAAAUCCCGUACAAAUAUUUUCGCUGUCGUUUCCAAUGUCUGCUGAAAGAACAGAGUGCACCAAACGAAUACGUGGAUGAUCGAGCAACGUCUGGUAAAAUAUUGGAAGAGUGCGGUGCGUUUGCGCAUCGUUACCGGCUGGGUCUAAGUCAGGUGUUUCUGCGUAGCGAUUUACUGGAUGAACUGGAAGAGCGUCGUGAAUUGAACUUAAAUGGGCUCAUCGAGCACUUCCAAGAAGUGUGCCGCAAAUAUCUUGCUGCAAAGUGGCUAGCGAAACGACGAGUGCAGGAGAUUGCAAUACGCUGUAUUCAAAGGAAUGGUCGUGCAUAUGGAAAGUAA
Messenger RNA from Gongylonema pulchrum, 360 nucleotides. Lineage: Eukaryota; Metazoa; Nematoda; Chromadorea; Rhabditida; Gongylonematidae. The record is from the annotation of a GenBank genome assembly.